CUCAGUAUUCGGUGGCGGUUUUUGCCUUUAUGUUCUCUACUAUUUGCGCUAUACGGGAAAUAAUUGUCGGCAAAAUUGGUGUUAUCUGACAGGAACAAUAUAUUCAUCCGCGAAACAGAAUAGUUCUCGUCUUCCAAUCGUUAUUUAUUAAGAAAUAAUAAUAUUUACCAUGAGGUUGGAGGAAUAUGAAGACUUUCAGGAAUUCCAUUUCCACAUAGUCGACUAUAUAAUAUUCUGUGGAAUGUUAAUUGUGUCUGCUGGAACAGGAAUUUAUUAUGGAUACUACAAAAAAAAUACUAUCAUUGAACAUAUUGAUCCCAAAUGCAGACGUGGUAGUGGUUUAAGCUUUGGAUCAAAAAAACUCAGUGAGUACCUGCUUGGUUCACGAAGUCUCGCAACAUUCCCGGUAGCAAUGAGUUUAAUUGGAAGUUAUGUGUCAGGUGUAACAGUUCUGGGAACUCCUGCGGAAAUUUACAACUUUGGUACUCAAUACUGGCUAACAGUGAUACCUGUUAUGUUAAUGGCUUUAACCGUAUCUACGGUAUAUCUUCCAGUGUUUACUACUUUAAGAAUAUGUUCAUCGUAUGAAUACUUGGAAUUGCGCUUUAGUUCUGGAAUAAGAAGUUUUGCUUCAUUUUUGUUUAUCAUCGAUGAGAUAUUGUUUCUCCCAAUUAUACUCUACGUUCCAGCUAUUGCAUUUAAUCAAGUCACUGGACUCAAUAUUCACUUAAUAAGCGGCAUUGUUUGUGUGGUUUGCGUAUUUUACACACUGCUGGGUGGCAUAAAAGCUGUCGUCAGUACUGAUGCUUGGCAGAUAUUGGUUAUGUUCAUUUCUGUCACUGUUGUUGUUAUAAUUGGAACAACUUAUAUUGGAGGACCAUCUGAAGUAAUCAAGCGAUCUCUUGAGGGAGGAAGAAUACGUUUUUCCAACUUUAAUCCAUCAUUGUAUGAAAGACACUCAGUUUGGAGUGUGGUCGUCGGAGGUUAUUUCUAUUGGGUUUCAUUUAACUCGGUCAAUCAAACAAUGGUUCAGCGUUACAUGUCUUUGCCAACUAAAAAAAGCGCUCAGGUAUCAAUAGUGUUGUUUGCUAUCGGAAUAUGCUUAUUUGUGUCAAUUUGCUGUUUCGCUGGAUUGUUGAUUUUUGCUUACUAUAGUAAAUGUGAUCCCCUUACUGCUGGCUUAAUUCAGACUGAUGAUCAACUAUUUCCAGUGUACGUAAUGCAGAUUGCAGGACAUAUCACAGGUAUUCCUGGCCUAUUCGUUGCUGGGAUUUUUGGAGCUUGUCUAAGUUCAUUGUCAGUAGUUUUGAACUGUACAUCUGCAGUUUUAUUAGAAGACAUCGUCAAGGGCUGUUUUAAAAUUCACCUUUCUGAAAAAGCUUCCCAUUUUCUUGUGAAGACCAGUGUGGUUGUGUUCGGAGUAAUUGCGACUUUAUUAGUUGUAGUUUUGGAAAAACUUGGAGGUAUUCUUGCUGUUGCCACUUCUUUGUCAAGUAUAGCUGCUGGCACAACUUCGGGUAUAUUCACCUUGGGGAUGCUUAUACCAUGGAGUAAUACAAAAGGUGCUACUUUUGGAGCUUUGGCUGGUGCCCUGAUAUCCGGAACCGUUUCAUUAGGAUCUCAAGUUUUCACUGCUGAAGGGCUUCUUGUUCCUCAGAAACUUCAAGUUUGGGUAGACGAAUGUCCCGCAUUUCUGAAUAUCACAGCACCUUCCACCGAUGUACCUGAUCAAUCUGAACUAUUUCCAUUGUUUCGAAUAUCGUUCCUAUGGGUUGGACCGAUUGGAAUGUUAACGGUUUUAUUUGUGGGAACUAUCGUUUCAUUUCUAACCGGACCAACAAAAGUCAGUAAACUUGAUGCUGAUCUUCUUUCUCCAGUAAUUCACAGAUUUCUGCCAAAAGAGUGCUUCAUAAAUCAAACUGUCGAAGUUAACACAAGUCUGACAUAAAUUCUAUAAAUUCGUUAAAAGGUUUCAAUACUCGCUGAGAGGACCAACACUAUAGAAUUAACCUAAACUACCGAUUUUAGCUUGAAAAUAGUUUUUAUAGUAUAAAUAAUAUAAAUAUGUAAAGAAAAUAUUAUAUAAGGAUCUCCUCCAUUGAAAUAGCGUAUUUAGUAUACUAAUUUGUUUUAGUAGGUAAAUAGAUUUAUAUAGUGUAAAUAUUUUUUUGUUUUUCAGUUAAAAAAAGAAAACACUUAUUAUAGUUCUGGACUUGUAUAGAGUUAAAAAUUAGAAGGGUAAUUUAUGAAUGUCGUAUCAUAUGUUCGAUUAAUUUUAGGUAAAAGAAAAAAAAUAUUUGUAAAAAUGGUCCUUUGCCUAUAAUUGUGUUUUGAAAUUUUGAUUAACAAAACUCUAUUAAAAUAGAUUUAAUGACAAAAUAUAAACUGUGAUAUUUUUGUGGUAUUUGGCAGAAAUAAAUACAAAACAAACUCGAA
Molecule: messenger RNA, 2436 nt
Organism: Eupeodes corollae
Lineage: Eukaryota; Metazoa; Arthropoda; Insecta; Diptera; Syrphidae
Product: sodium-coupled monocarboxylate transporter 2-like
Exons: 11
Coding region: 170-1948 (592 amino acids)
Biological process (GO): sodium ion transport; transmembrane transport
Cellular component (GO): membrane
Molecular function (GO): symporter activity
Source: RefSeq, a predicted model, not a curated record